AUGGUUGCUGCUGCUGCCUCGCUUCCUAAUGGGACGGCCGACGCCCCCGUCGUCGACCCUUCCCUCGCGCCUUCUGGUGAAACCGACGAUGUCGUAGAUGAUGACAGCUUCAGCGAUGCCUACGGCGAGGAGACGGAAGACGUGGUCGUAGAGCCUCCGCGGCAGGAGCUCGUCGACAACAACGACGACUACGCCAAGACGUUUGAUUCUCCUAUCGGUCCCGAGGAAGGGGAAGACCAAGAUGUAUCAUCAGAACCACGAGAAUCCAACGAGAAUUCAUCAUCAUUUUUAUCCGAUCAUUUGACUAGUCGCCCAUCAGACGUCUCUCAUAUCGCUGCUGAUACAUCCGCAUCUGUCCCAGCUGCUCAGAACCCAUCUCUCUCUACCGCCCAGCCCGAUGCUGGUCCUAAGCCCGCCGUGCUGCAAGUUAGCGAUGCGCACGCCUCUUCCAUCCCGUUUGUGGCUCAACCCACACCCUCCGGAGCUGGCCCUGCCCGGCAAGACUCCGAGAACUCUUCAUCUCUUGACAUCCAACAGCUCGUGGCUGACCUCACUGCCCAUCCCGCUGAAUCUAGCUCCGGGAACCCUGACCCAACGGCUGAAGUCCCGGUGGCCUCUAACCCCUUUCCUUCAACUGCUACCUCAACCGCCACCACUAUCCCUACUGCUUUGCCAUCAUCUUCCUCUCUCCCACCGCGCCCUCCAUUGCCGCAGGUCGCCCCCCAAUCGUAUGCUUCUCAGCACCAUCCUCCCGGAACCAAUUCCAAUGUCCCAGGAGGCGUUGGGGUGUCGCCCACGCCGGGACAGUCCUCCACUUUUGCAAUUGCUGGUGCCCCUGGAACCUCAACUGAAGCUUUGGGGAACCUCCCACCCCCUCCUGCCACAGCCAUGAAUCCUUCGGCUGCUGCAGCAUCCAUAAACCCUGCUCCAUAUCCUUCCAACCCAUCCGGAUAUCCUGCUGAUCGAGCCCAAGAUGCCGACUAUCAGCGCCAGUGGGACCAGUUCAUGGCCGAUGAGCGACAAUACAUGUCGGAGGCCAAAUGGGAUCGUUUCCCUGAGGGGUCGCGUAUUUUCAUCGGAAAUCUUUCCAGCGACAAGGUUUCCAAGCGUGAUGUAUUUGAUAUAUUUCACAGAUAUGGCAGGCUGGCCCAGAUUUCUCUCAAGUCAGCUUAUGGAUUCGUACAAUAUCACACCGUCGAGGAAGGACGUAGUGCUCUAGAAAACCUCCAGGGCAUGGAAGUGAAGGGGCGCCGCAUCCAUUUGGAAAUCUCUCGGCUCCAAGAUAAAUCUAAAAAAGAGAGGAACCGUAGUCCUGAGCGGGCCCGCGGACGUGAUGGUGGCCGUAGAGGAGAAAAGUAUCGUGAUGAUAAUCGAUCAACGCGCAAUCAGUCGCCUCGUCGUAAUGAGUACUAUGGCAAAACCGAUAGAGCCGACCGGACUGAUAGGGCCGAGAGCUACGGCCGGGACCGAGGAUACUAUGACUCGGGCAGAGGUCGUGGCCGCUCCCGAUCUCCCAGCGGAUAUGCCAGGAACGAAAAAGAUUCCUACCGCAGGAGGACACCCAGCCCCUACAACAGAUCGCGGCAUGAGGCAGAGCUCGACCUGCCGCGUCGAUAUGGUGCAGACGUCCCGGAUGUCCAAAUCAUUAUGCAGCCAGACGUCAAUCGAGACUUUGGCACCUGGGUCGAGGGUGCCUUCAAGGCGAAGGGUCUGAGAACCAAUGUCAUGUAUCUCCACCCGCGGUUUCCGAAGGACCAAGUCAUCCAAAGACAAGCGGCCGAGGGCGUGCACGGGGUUGUAGACCUGGACCUCCGCGCUCAAGGUAUGGCUAGAAUUCCCGUCCACUCAUUCGACCGGUCCGGCGGCAUCCACAAUGUCCGUUUCGAGCAAUACGUCGACCUGGAGCCAAGCACAGCGGCAGAAGUCAUCCUGCGAGCCAAAGCUUCCGGCGCGGCAAACUAUGGCCAACCCUACGGAGGCGCCAGUGGAUAUCCCACGCAGUAUGGCGCACAAGCCCCGCAACCUCCUCACGUAGCUGCGUACCCUGGUAUGCAGCAGCCCGGCUCGUAUCCACCACAAGCUGCACCAUCUGCUGCCGACCUCGCGAGUCUCAUCGGCCAAGUGGACAACAAUACGCUACAACGGCUCUUGUCCACCAUUCAGGCAGGGUCUGCGGGAGUGGUGCCUGGCGGACUCGCACAUGGCGGCGCGAAGCCGGCUGCACCAGCCGCUAAUGCACCAGUUGAUAUCCAAGCAAUCCUGGGGUCUCUCAAUGGAGGAGCGGCACCGCAGCAACACCAUCCUCAGAUGCAAUACGGCGCGCCAUACGGUGGCCAGCCGUCCGUCGGAGUUGCGCAACAAGCGGCAGGCACCGGCGACGCGGCGGCUCAGGUGCAGAAUAUCAUGGCCCAGCUGGCUCGUUAUCGGCAGUGA
Messenger RNA from Trichoderma harzianum CBS 226.95, 2433 nucleotides. RefSeq lists its product as hypothetical. NCBI's taxonomy places the organism in Eukaryota, Fungi, Ascomycota, Sordariomycetes, Hypocreales, Hypocreaceae. The record is from RefSeq and is a predicted model, not a curated record. Bases 1 to 2433 code for a protein of 810 amino acids. The transcript is spliced from 3 exons. Gene Ontology annotation, molecular function: RNA binding.